This is a messenger RNA of Darwinula stevensoni, 1119 nucleotides long. The record is from the annotation of a GenBank genome assembly. Lineage: Eukaryota; Metazoa; Arthropoda; Ostracoda; Podocopida; Darwinulidae.
AUGACUGCAUUAGGUUUUUUCUUUGACUCUGAGGUGAUUGGAGUGCUACCACAAACUGUAGUUUUGGGACUGUCUUCACAGCAGUAUGGACCAUUUGUGGUAGAGAUGGUCCACGUGCUGCAGCUCUCCUUGCCGUACCAAGCUGGCGAAUCCGUGGAACCGUCUGAGGCGGAGGAAGUGGAACCUCACGCCUCGACCUGGGUGGAACGCUUUCAGCCGCAGACCUACCUGGAACUGCUAAGUGAUGAGGUGCACAUGCAGAUCUCUUCUAUGCGAAUGAAUGGGGCUAGACCAGUGACCACCUCCGGCCAGAUACGGCAUCGUACCUAUCGGCCGGGUGCCGAUGCCGAUUUCAAGAAGAUUCCAUUCGGGAAGGCCGGAAAGCCAAAGGAGGAUAUUUUGAAAGAUGCAGUGGACGAGGAGGGGCGACCGAAGCAACUGGUGGCCCUCCUCGCCGGAGCACCCGGGCUGGGCAAGACGACCCUCGCGCACGUGAUCGCGCGCCACGCGGGCUACCACGUGGUCGAGAUGAACGCCUCCGACGACCGCAGCCCGGCGCACUUCGCGGAGACGUUGGAGCGGGCGACGCAGAUGCAGAGCGUGCUCGGCGCGUCUCGCCGGCCGAACUGCCUCGUCGUCGACGAGAUCGACGGGGCCCCGCAGGUGUCCGUCGACCUCCUGGUGGACUUUGUCCUCGGGAAGGGUCUGAAGGGGGAGGGUGGGAAGGGGCGGAAGGGAAAGGCGCGCGCGGUGGUGCAGCAGAGGCCCAUCGUCUGCAUCUGCAACGACCUCUACGUCCCUGCCUUGAGGUUGCUCAGGCAGCAUGCCUUGGUUCUCCAAUUCCCGCCCACUCUCCCUGCCAGGCUGGCCCAGCGAAUGCAGGAGAUAGCCAGGACACAGCAGAUGGAGGCAGACCUCACCGCCCUGCUCACCCUGUGCGAGAAGGCCGAGAACGACAUCCGCUCGUGCAUCACCACCCUGGAGUUCCUCUCCCGGCACCUGCGACGGAGGCUCCUCCGUCCGGGGGACGUCCACGGUCUCAACGUCGGUCGCAAGGACUUCCACAAGAGCCUCUUUGGGGUCUGGCACGACAUAUUCCACGUCCCCCGAGCCAACAAG